AUGAUUUACAACUUCUACAUCUUCGGCCGUGGCCGGCGGUGCCUCUGUCGGGAGGAGUGGAACCGCAUCAGGCCGUGCGCCGACGUGACCCAGGAGACGAAGUUCAUCAGCGGCACGCUGCUGACGCUGACGUCCUUGUGCUCGCAGCUGGGGCCACCCGGCGGCCAGUUCACGGCGUACACCACGCCGCAGUACAAGCUCCACGCCUUCUCCACCGCCACCGGCUACCGCCUCGUCCUCACCACGGACCCGUCGGUGCGCGACCUGCAGGCGAGUCGGAGAAGGAGGAGUGGCAACGAGGACCAGGACACGCUCCGGCACAUCUACGCGGAACUGUUCGUGGAGCACGUGGUCAAGAACCCGCUGUACAGGAUCGGCGAGGACGUUUCCAAAUGCACCACGUUCCUCAGCAAGCUCCACAGCUUCGUGCAGACCAGGCCGUUCUUCGCCAUCUCGGCCUGA
Molecule: messenger RNA, 462 nt
Organism: Prorocentrum cordatum
Lineage: Eukaryota; Dinophyceae; Prorocentrales; Prorocentraceae
Source: the annotation of a GenBank genome assembly